CGGCUCGGAGAGAAAGGUCGUGAGUCCGCAGCCUCCGACGGGACCGGUUCUGAGCCUUCGCAGAGCAAGAUGAGCGCGGACGCAGCGGCCGGGGAGCCUCUGCCCCGGCUCUGCUGCCUCGAGAAGGGUCCGAACGGCUACGGCUUCCACCUGCACGGGGAGAAAGGCAAGGUGGGCCAGUUUAUUCGGCUAGUGGAGCCUGGCUCGCCGGCCGAGAAGUCGGGGUUGCUGGCCGGGGACCGAUUGGUGGAGGUGAACGGUGAGAAUGUGGAGAAGGAGACGCAUCAGCAGGUGGUGAGCCGCAUCCGCGCGGCGCUGAACGCCGUGCGCCUGCUGGUGGUCGACCCUGAGACCGACGAGCAACUCAAGAAGCUGGGCGUCCCGAUCCGGGAAGAGCUGCUGCGCGCCCAGGAGAAGUCCGAGCACACCGAGCCGCCAGCGGCCGCCGACACUAAGAAGGCUGGGGACCAGAAUGAGGCCGAAAAGAGCCACUUGGAGCGGUGUGAGCUCCGACCCCGGCUCUGCACCAUGAAGAAAGGCCCCAAUGGUUAUGGCUUCAACCUGCACAGUGACAAAUCCAAGCCAGGCCAGUUCAUCCGAGCAGUGGACCCGGACUCACCAGCAGAGGCGUCUGGCCUCCGGGCCCAGGACCGGAUUGUGGAGGUCAAUGGCGUCUGCAUGGAGGGCAAACAGCACGGGGACGUCGUGUCUGCCAUCAAGGCUGGAGGUGAUGAAGCCAAGCUGCUGGUGGUAGACAAGGAAACAGAUGAGUUCUUUAAGAAGUGCAGAGUGACCCCGUCCCAGGAGCACCUGGAUGGCCCCUUGCCUGAACCCUUCAGCAAUGGAGAGAUACAGAAGGAGAACAGCCGUGAAGCCCUGGUAGAGCCAGCUUCAGAAAGCCCCAGGCCAGCCCUGGCAAGAUCUGCCUCCAGCGAUACCAGUGAGGAGCUAAAUGCCCAAGAUAGUCCCAAGAGACACGAUUCCACAGAGCCCUCAUCUACCUCCUCCUCCUCUGACCCCAUCUUGGACUUCAACAUCUCCCUGGCUGUGGCUAAAGAGAGGGCCCACCAGAAGCGCAGUAGCAAGCGGGCCCCGCAGAUGGACUGGAGCAAGAAAAAUGAACUCUUCAGCAACCUCUGAGCAUUCCGCCUCCGCUGUUUUGUGCUGGAGGGUGGGGCUGCCCACCCGACCUAGCUCCCCUUUUCUUCUCCCAGGUGCCCACCAAUCAACAUUCAAAUCAGCAUCAGCACCCACCCCACUUCCCGACAAAUCUGAUUUUCCUACAAUUCUGUCCUUCCCUCAUCCUAGGGAAGGAGAAUGUCCUGACUCCCUGCUCUUCCCCUAAGGGCUUCUUCCUACCAAAGUGUCCCUUCACCAGUCCGCCAAGGACACCACUGGGACCCUCACUAAGCAAGGACCUUUGGACCAGACAAGAAGUCUCCCCUCGGCAAUGUGUGAUAACCAAGUCCAAGGUUUACCAGGGGCUGUCUAU
Molecule: messenger RNA, 1492 nt
Organism: Rattus norvegicus (Norway rat)
Lineage: Eukaryota; Metazoa; Chordata; Mammalia; Rodentia; Muridae
Gene: Nherf1
Product: NHERF family PDZ scaffold protein 1
Cellular component (GO): cytoplasm; filopodium; apical plasma membrane
Molecular function (GO): molecular adaptor activity
Source: RefSeq, marked provisional